CUCUCUCAUCAUGCAUCAUAUCUCAUCCUUCUUUCUUUCUAUCUCUCUCUCUCUCUCUCUCUUUUGCCAAGUACUUAGAUCAUAUCAUGGGGGAGUCUUCAGCUUCAUACAUCCGCACGGUGCAACACUUGAUAGAGAAGUGCCUUAUCUUCAACAUGACCAAAGAGGAGUGCAUGGAUGCUCUCUCUAAACAUGCAAACAUAAAGCCUGUUAUCACUUCCACUGUUUGGAAGGAGUUGGAGAAGGAGAACAAAGAGUUCUUUGAAACAUACGCACGUGAGAGAGAGGAGAGAAUAACAGAGAUGGAAACCAUGCAGAGGAUCCAGAAGAUGCUAGAAGAAACAGCAGCAAGAGACGCCGACAACGAGGGAUGAUGAGCUCGUCAGAUCUCCACCGUCCGUUUUGAUCAUCAUCGUCUAAAAGCAGUCUCAGUAGUCAGGACAACGGGCGGAUGUAUAUAACUAAUAAUAAUAAUAAUAAUAGUGUAUAUAUAUAUAUGUACAGGUGGCAGCAUGGGGAGGGGUGGUGAUGGAGUGAUGACGUGUAAAUAUUUAUAGUGAUUUUACACGUGGAGGGAUCUGGGGUGACACCAUUGCAUUGAGAUUGGGACUUGUUUGUGGUGAGAGAGACAUAAACGGUUGGUGAAGGAUGUCUGGUUAUGGGAAUGGGACUUCCAUCGUUGUUGCAUAUUUGAUUGAGAGAUGGAAUGCAUUGAAUAAGUUACUAUGUUAGUCGGCGUGGGACGCCAUCCUAUUUCUCGCACGUGAGACGUGCCCACCUUUGAGUACUCUUUUUAGAUAUUUGUCCAAUUCGUCUUGUUAAUUUUUUCUUAAUUGACAUAUUUGUGAAUUAA
This is a messenger RNA of Dioscorea cayenensis subsp. rotundata (Guinea yam), 853 nucleotides long. RefSeq lists its product as uncharacterized. Bases 87 to 374 code for a protein of 95 amino acids. The record is from RefSeq and is a predicted model, not a curated record. NCBI's taxonomy places the organism in Eukaryota, Viridiplantae, Streptophyta, Magnoliopsida, Dioscoreales, Dioscoreaceae. The transcript has 3 exons.